AUGGCAGGCAUACGCCUAUACGAUUAUCGGAAGCUGACACCGCUUGAUAGCGGUCAGAUACGCUUGCUCAAGCUCCAUCCGGGAGAAGUUAGCUCUGAACUCAGAGGUCAGCUGAUCGUCAACAAUAUUAAGUCUACCAAUAGGGGGCCUAUGGGGUAUCAGACAAAGAGUGGCAAUGACACAAGAGCUGGCGCUUCUACGAUAGACUACCGAGCCUUGUCUUACACAUGGGGAACAGGUCAUCCGUCCAAUCAUAUUACCAUCCUUCACGACAAUGAGCCCUAUACGAUUCCUAUCAAACCCAAUCUGGAGGACGCUCUUAUCCAACUCCGCUCAGCUGAUGUUGCGCUAUUCUUCUGGAUUGACGCGUUAUGCAUGGAUCAAAACGACAAUCAGGAAAAGAGCUCGCAGAUACCGAUGAUGUCCGAAAUAUACAAACAAGCCGCCAGUGUGUGUAUAUGGCUGGGCCGAGAAGAGAAGAAAAGUGACUUGGCUCUGUGUUUCAUCAAGCGUUGUGUCAACCUGGACGACAUCGACCACCUUUGUCAGGAUCCCAAAUACGCGGAGGAGUGGGAUGCAUUACUAUCUCUGAUGAGGAGACCAUGGUUCAACCGGCGAUGGAUCGUCCAAGAGCUAGUACGAGCGACCACGGCCAUCAUUUAUUGCGGCAACAAGUCUCAACCGUGGCAGGAAUUUGCCGACGCUGUUUCACUGUUUUCGUUCAAACAAGAUGAUAUCCGAAAGCUCUUCCAGCGAUCGGAACAGUAUAAUCAUCACCCAGACUAUAUUGGUGAUCUGGACGAGUUAGGAGCAGUGAAACUUGUGUAUGCUUGGGACAACGUUUUCCGGAAGUCUGAGGAUGGCCUCUUCCACGAGAACCUAUUAUCUCUAGAAGCCCUCGUGUCGUUUUUGACAGUAUUCGAGGCUUCUGAUCCUCGUGAUACUCUAUACGCCAUCCUUUGGUUGGCCAAAGAUGCGAAACCUGUGGAUAGACACGCUACUAACUGGGGAGAACGUUUAAAGGAUAUAAUCCGCGAAGACCAGAAUAGCCAGAGGGAACAGUUUGUAUGGGAAAAGGUUGAGUCUCCACUUACUUUACCGAGGCUCGGGUCCGACAUCGACUCCCGCAGGAGACGCGCAUCGAGUGGGAGCAUGAGCGAGUAUGACGGACAAGAUGACUCACAGGAUGGUCGCAGCGUACUUAGCGGCAACUUGCUACACUCAGACCCAGACAGCCUGCAUAUAAGUGCGGCCGUGAACCCUCUCGAAGCGGUGGUAGAACAGGAUGAAAACUCCUACCCUACCAGAGUUGAGGCGCCGCCGAUUCGCAUCACUCAACAUCUCACUGAAAUAUCGGGAAAUACGGCGGGACGUAAUCCGAAGGGAUCGUUAUCCAAGGAUCAGGCUCGAAAGGCUAAGGGAGUGCUCAGGAGAAUGGUUGGGAGCAUUGAAGGUCAAAGGGUCAUAGUCAACUACGAAAAGAGCGUCUUUGAUGUUUGCCGAGAUUUUCUAGAAUUCGUUAUUCUACGAUCUAAGUCCCUAGAUAUUCUAUGUUAUCCCUGGGCCCCCGAGCCGGAUAGAAACAAAAACGAGCGGCCCCUCCCCACCUGGAUUCCAAGCCUUCGCAAUAGCGCGUUUGCCGUUGGGCCAAACCGAGCAUAUCGUCGGGUGAAUGCCGAUCCCCUCGUCGGCAAACCCGGGUUGGAUAUGAAGGUAUACAAUGCGCAUAAAGAUCAUCCCGCUACUGGUUGGAGCGUAUUACCAGAAAACCCGCGUAUUCUAGUUCUCCGGGGAGUCGUGUUGGACACAAUAGGACAGAGAUUCACGCCAGCAAUUGAAGGUGUGAUUCCUCUGGACUGGUUAGACGCUGUAGGCUGGACUGAUCCCAAGGUCUCUCCACCAGACGUCUUCUGGCGUACUCUGGUUGGGAAUCGAGAUGCGCAUGGAAAACGACCGCCCUCGCAUUGGAAGCGUGCCUGCAAGGAUACAUUUAGCCGGCGACCCCAGAGUGGAGACCUCAACAGCAAGGAUCUCUUGUCAUAUAACUGCCCUUCUGCUGUAUAUCAUUUCCUCAAACGCAUGCAAUGCGUCACGUGGAAGCGCAAGCUCGUAAUGUUCGAGAAACACAGAAUGCCGAACCAUCUUGGUCUCGCACCCGCAAAAGUAAAAAAGGGCGAUCUGGUAUGCAUAUUACACGGCUGCAGCGUGCCCGUUAUCUUGAGAAAGUAUGUGAGUGAAAGUUUGCCCGUCAAGGUAGACCAAAGUGGCUGGGGCUCAAGGAACGUCGAGUAUGAAUGGGUGGGUGAGUGCUACGUCCAUGGGUUUAUGGAUGGUGAGGCUGGCCGACUGCCGGGGAACCCACAGGAGGAUAGUGCAACUCUCUCCCCACUUUCGAAUCCUGGGGAUAGUCUGACUCUCUCCCUUGGGGAUAGUGGGAAGUUUUAUAUUAGAUAA
Messenger RNA from Lindgomyces ingoldianus, 2454 nucleotides. Its product is annotated as HET-domain-containing protein. The transcript has 2 exons. Lineage: Eukaryota; Fungi; Ascomycota; Dothideomycetes; Pleosporales; Lindgomycetaceae. The record is from RefSeq and is a predicted model, not a curated record. The coding region runs from base 1 to 2454 and encodes 817 amino acids.